AUGAAUUAAUAAUUAAAAAAAUUAGCAGUCCUAUUAGUGAGUAAGAAGAAAGACCAUACUUGUCUUCCAAUUAUGCAAUAAAUUAGAAAUUAAUUCCCUUAGCAUUCAUAUUUAAUAGAUGAUGAAUAUAAUAAUGAACCUGUAGAUUUAGUCGUAACCAUCGGCGGAGAUGGAACAAUUUUGUAGAGCUCCAAAACUAGUGUAGGCAUGCAUCUAAGAUGUUCCAAUAAAUAUUGACUCCACCUUUUGUGACAUUUGGUAAAGGAACACUAGGAUUCAUGUGUAUAUACAGCUUAAGAGAUCAAUAUGAAGUUCUUAAAAACUUACAAUCUCCAUAUAAUAUAGAGUUGAAGAAGAGAAUUUAAGGCAGUUUAAAUGGUCAAUACGUAUACACUGCUUUAAAUGACUUUUUCAUAACCAAAGGAAAUAGUAUUCAUGUAGUAUGUCUAGACAUUUAUGUUAAUGAUACAUUUGUAACUUAAGCUAGAGGGGGUAUUAAUUUAGAAUUGAUUAAUAUAGAUGGCUUAAUUAUAAGUACUCCUACUGGAUCAACAGCAUAUUGUUUAAGUGCUGGAGGUCCUUUAAUAUAAAAUAGAGUUCCUUGUAUUGCAUUAGUACCAAUAUGUCCAUUAUCAUUAUCAUUUCGGCCUUUAAUUUUGCCAUUUGAUGUGAAAAUUAGUAUAAAAAUGAAUGCCAAUUCAAGAGGAGAAGGAGUAGUAAUUUGUGAUGGACAAGUGCAAUAUGAUUUUAAAAGAAAUGAUUGUUUUGAUAUUACUCCUUCUAAAAAUGAUGUUCAAUGUAUGUUUGUUUAAGAUAUAGUAUAGUUGUUGUACCACAUGGACACUAAGAUUUAGAUUGGGUAAUAAAAUUGUAGAGAAUGUUAAACUGGAAUUCUAGAUUUUAAUAACCAAGAGAUUGAA
Molecule: messenger RNA, 920 nt
Organism: Paramecium pentaurelia
Lineage: Eukaryota; Ciliophora; Oligohymenophorea; Peniculida; Parameciidae
Source: the annotation of a GenBank genome assembly